Messenger RNA from Portunus trituberculatus (swimming crab), 1256 nucleotides. Its product is annotated as putative nuclease HARBI1. Lineage: Eukaryota; Metazoa; Arthropoda; Malacostraca; Decapoda; Portunidae. Bases 49 to 876 code for a protein of 275 amino acids. The transcript has 4 exons. The record is from RefSeq and is a predicted model, not a curated record.
GCAGAUAAAGAUAGAGUUGGAGUGGGAGAGAACUCGCCAUGCAGUUUUAUGCCAGUGGGACAUUCCAGUGUGUUGGCAGACACAUAUGGAUUAACACAAGGAUGUGUCAGCAGAGUCAUCAACAGAGUGAAAGAUGUGCUGUAUAUGGCGUCACUUAGAGAAACACAGAUUCCAAGAGGACUAGAGGAAGCCAGGGUAACAAAGAGGAAAUUAUAUGGAAUUGCCAAUUUUCCAAAAGUGAUUGGCAUCAUCGAUGGAACACACAUCCCGAUUGCUGCCCCACCAGUUGAUGAAGAACUCUACAUCAAUAGAAAGAAUUUCCAUUCACUGAACAUACAAGUUGUGUGUAAUGCAGACUACAUUUUUCAAGACUAUUGCUGCCAUUUCCCUGGAAGCAAAUAUGAUUUAUUUGUAUGGGAGAACAGCAUCCUCAACAGGAGAUUCCAGCGGGGUGAAUUCGGAGAUGCCUUUCUUCUUGGUGACAGUGGGUACCCUGUCAACAUUCACCUGAUGACACCAAUUGGAAUGCCAGCUAAUGCUGGCGAACAAAGAUUCAAUAUCAGCCUGAAGAAAAUACGUGUCGUGGUUGAGCAGGCAAUUGGCAUUUGGAAGUCACGCUUCAAGUGUGUCCACCAUAAAGGUGGCACACUUUGUUAUAGUCCCUUGAAGUGUGAAAAGAUUGCUGCAGCAACUAUGUUGCUUCACAAUUUCUGCAGAAAGAGGAAUCUUCCACUCCUGGAUGAAGUAGUAGUCAACCCUGAUGACAUAGAUGGACCUGUGUUUGUUCCUGCACCAGCUGGUGGUGGAGGAUGGGAUGCAAGGGCAAUAGCUGGGAAUGCAAUGAGAAGGCAAAUCAUUGCACAACACUUCUCAUAGUCUGAAAAGGGGGGAUAUAGUUGUGUAAAGUAAGUUUCUAUCAAUAGUUAGUUUUAAUGUGUUGAGCUGUGCUGGUUGUUCCACUGUUGAUGGUGCUUACUAUGUUCAUCAUUCUUGGGACAUAGGAUACCUUCUACAAAUAAGGUAAUGUUAAGAAUAUACAUGAUAGGUUGUUUAUUGCAGUUUACACUGCAUAUAUGAUUAAUUUUGUAAGUACAAAAGUAAAAAAAAUAGGUUCUCCAUUAUAACUAACUGUAUAAUAUCACAUUAUUCAUUUGGUAUGUAUCAUAAUAGGUAACUAUAAUAUCACAUUAUUAAUUUGGUAUGUACUAUCAGAUAGACUAAUUACACAAAUUGUAAUGCACAGCCAGUUACAAAAA